Molecule: messenger RNA, 894 nt
Organism: Dovyalis caffra
Lineage: Eukaryota; Viridiplantae; Streptophyta; Magnoliopsida; Malpighiales; Salicaceae
Source: the annotation of a GenBank genome assembly
AUGGGUAUUCCAGUUUUAGACUUAGAAGGCAUAGACAAGGACAGAACUCAACAUUCCAAGGUAGCUGAGAGAGUUAGGGAUGCUUGUGCCAAAUGGGGUUUCUUUCAAGUGGUCAACCAUGGAAUCCAAGCUAGUGUUUUGGAGGAAAUGAUUGAUGGGGUGCGUAAAUUUCUUGAGCAAGAUAGUGAAGCUUGUGAAAUACUAGAUCUCAGUUCAAUGCUUAAGAUGGAACAAUUUGCUACUUGGUCGACAGUCUCAGCUCCUCGUGACAAGCAAGAAGAGAUAAAUUUUGAUGCAAGUCAGUAUGAGUUUUUCGGAAAAAACGUAGCUGAGCUUGAUUUGGAAGAGUUGGAUGAAAGCACGGAUGAUGCUCCUGCUGAUGCAGCCGGAACUGAAUUGAACAGGAUAAGCAGACCAAGAAGACUAGGAGAUGCUACUGAAAGAGUUUCUGCUCCUAUGGAAACAAAAUUCGUUAUAGCACCACCAAAACAUAGCCGACAGACCGGAACUGUGAAAUGGUUUAGUAACCGAAGGGGCUAUGGCUUUAUAGCACCAAGUGGUGGUGGAAAAGAUGUAUUUGUUCAUUGUUCAUCUCUUAAAUCAGAUGGCUGCAUACAUCUAAAGCCUAACGCUUUCGUCGAGUACGAAAUCAUCGGAGGCCCUGAAGGAAAAACACAGGCAAUUAAUGUAACUGCUCCUGGAGGAAGACUGCUUCAAGACAGCAGAAAACUUGGUCCUGGACAGGCAAGCAUCGGUGGAAGCAGCACCAGCAACAACAGAUCCUUAAGUUUCUUUAGCUCCAAUACUAUCAGUUUCAUUAAUCAUCCAAGACCUCAGAUAAAUGGUUCCUGGAAUUUGCAAUUUCGUGUUGCGCUGGCCAAAGCCGGCAACUAA